This is a messenger RNA of Arabis nemorensis, 834 nucleotides long. The record is from the annotation of a GenBank genome assembly. Lineage: Eukaryota; Viridiplantae; Streptophyta; Magnoliopsida; Brassicales; Brassicaceae.
AUGCUUGGGCUCUCUUAUGGCGAGCUUUUACUCAUCAUCGGUGCUACUGCUGCUGUUGUAGGGCCGAAGGAUCUUCCGAUUAUAGCUAAAGCAGGAGGAAGAUUAUUCGGAAGAGCAAUUGGAUAUAUCCAAAUGGCUCGUGGCCACAUGGAUGGUGUUAUGAAACAACCUCAGAUGCAAGAGCUAUCGAAAAACGUUCAAGAUUUGCAAGCACAAUUGGAUGCUAUUAGCCAUGGAGCAAGAUUCUCUCUGUUUCCAAGUCCUUUGACUCGAAGAGUGGAUAACCAUUCACCUGAAUCUAAUCCAAGCACCAAUGGGAAUGUUGGAUCGAUCAAUGUUGAAGAAAGACAGAAGCCUGCAGAUCAUUGGAAAAGGGUUCAAGAAUUUAGUGGCUCAUCGUCGCCUUCCGUUAACCUACACGCCCAAGCAACAAUAUUUGCACGAUUAUCUGAGGCGGUUAAUGGCAAAAGUCAUACGCUAAGUAGUGAUUCAGGUCUCUCACCUGUUCUUCCAGUUUCAGCUGAGAUGGCAAAGCUGCUUCCUCAUCACAAUGAGAGUGCAAGAGGAUCUGAUAUAAUGUUGGAGGCAGUUCUUGAAGCGGAAGUAGCACAUAACGCGAAAAACUAUUUCGCACAAGCCGAAAAAGAAAUUCCAGCUUUAAAAGAUGGAUUAGGUCAAUUGGCACCACCGCCGGGGAAGGUUCCCGGUGAUAGGAAAGGAGAAAUGAAAGACAUGAGGCCGACUGUUGCAGUCGGUAUCAUCAAGAGUGUUGACAAGAAGGACCCAACCGGAGCCAAGGUGACCAAGGCUGCCGUCAAGAAGGGUGCCAAGUGA